AUGGCGGCGGCAGGUCCGAGUACUCGGGCCUCUUCCGCGGCGGCAGCGGCAGCUCUGAAUCGACGGGGUCGGCGGGGCCGCUGUGACGAGAUGGCGGCAGCCAAGACUGGCACCCCGGGCCCGGCCUCUGGCCCCGCGCUGCUGGUGUUGCCGCCGCCGUUGCUGCAGCCGCCGCCACCGCCGCGGCCGGAGGAGUCGGACUGCGCUGGGUGCCUGGAGACCCCGGGGGAAGCGGCGGCCCUGCCGUGCGGCCACUCGCUAUGCCGAGGCUGCGCCCAACGCGCCGCCGACGCGGCGGGCCCGGGUUGCCCGCGCUGCCGCGCCCGCGGCCCGGGCUGGGCCCGCCGUCGGGCCCGCGGCAACUGGCAGCCCGACGCGGAGGUGCUGGGCGAGCGCGCCCGCCGCGGCCCACCCGAGCGCUGCCGCCCGCGUCGUGACGGGGGCGCGUCCGCCGCGGGGCCCAGGCCCGAGCAGGAGACGCGCGCCGCGCCCGCGGAGCCAGAGUUUAUAUUCAGAGCACCAAUCAAAUUAAGCAAGCCUGGGGAACUUCGUGAGGAAUAUGAAAGCCUGAGAAAGCUGAGAGAAGAAAAGUUACAAGAGGAGAAAACCUCUGAAGAUCAAAUCCACAGGCUGUUACCAGAGGAUACAGAAAUGGGAAAAAGGAAAAUGGAUGAACAGAAAAAAAGAGAUGAGCCUUUAGUACUGAAGACAAAUCUAGAGUGUUGUCCUGCGCGUCUCUCAGAUUCAGAGAAUGAAGAACCUUCUCGAGGCAAGAUGAUACAGACACACCGCUCGGCAUUUGUUUCCAAGAACAACUCCUACUCCUUAUCUUUCCUGGCAGGGAACCUAAAUUCCAAGAUGGAAAGGAGUCAGAGCUGCAGUGACACUGGUCAGGACAGAGUGAAGGGCAGACUGAGAGCAGCCCCAACCAGCAAAGCCAAGGUCACAACCAUGACCCCAGCCUCCAACCCUAUCAUUGGUGUCCUCUUGUCCACCCAAAACAACCGCUGCCUCUCGGCCCCUGACUUAACCAUUGAAAAGCGUCUGCCCUUCAGCUCCCUCUCAUCCUUGGCUUCCUUGCAUAAGCCAGAGCGCUCCAUCAGCCCUGAGAGCAACGACAGCAUCUCCGAAGAACUAAACCAUUUCAAGCCCAUUGUCUGCUCACCAUGUACUCCUCCCAAGAGACUCCCUGAUGGCCGUGUACUGAGUCCCCUUAUCAUCAAAUCAACACCCCGCAACCUAAACAGAAGCCUGCAGAAGCAGACUUCUUAUGAGGCCAGUCCACGGAUCCUCAAAAAGUGGGAACAGAUCUUUCAGGAGCGGCAAAUCAAAAAGACCCUUUCGAAAGCCACCCUCACCUCCCUGGCUCCAGAAACAGGGGAAGACUUACUCGUCACUGAAGUUACCCAUUCUAGCAAGGAGAAGCCACUUUUGGCUUUAAAUACAAGACUGUCCAGUGGGCAAGUACUCUCUGAGUAUACAGGACCUACCGCCACUGACCUUGAUUAUUUCCCCUCUGUUAGCCAGACAAAAGCAGAGCAGGGCAGUGACAGUAAAAGGAGCACUGAGAUCCCAUUAGAAACCUGCUGUUCUUCAGAACUCAAAAUGGGAGCCAGUGGGACUUCUUUGGAGAGAGAGCAGUUUGAAGGGUCAGGGUCAUCCCCAGAUGCCAAGUUAGAUAAAACCUGUAUAACAACAGCUAUGAAAAUCUCAGCAGUUAAUUCAGUGCUACCUAAAAACAGUGUUUUGGGCGGGGUCCUCAAAACAAAGAAACAGCUGAAGGCAGUUAAUCAUUUUGAUAUGCCUAAUGGUGUUCUGGCAGACAGCCUAGGUGAGGAGCCACUUCCUUCCCUGCGUCGCGGCAGGAAAAGACGCUGUAAGACCAAGCACUUGGAACAAAAUGGCUCCCUUAAGAAACUGCGACAAAGCAGUGGUGAGGUGGGUCUGGCCCCAGCAGACCCAGUACUGCGAGAGAUGGAGCAGAAAUUGCAGCAAGAGGAAGAGGACCGGCAGCUCGCUCUGCAGUUGCAGCGCAUGUUUGACAAUGAGAGGAGGACUGUGAGUCGGCGAAAAGGAAGCGUGGAUCAGUACCUCUUGCGGUCCAGUAGCAUGGCUGGGGCCAAGUAGCACCCGACGAGCAGUGUUACCUAUUUUUCAGAGGUCUUUGGGCUUGAUCAUUUACCCUGAAGAAAUGAGUGUUCUCACUUUGGGUUUCUUUUAAUGGCAAAACACUGUCUAGCAUGAUUCUGAGAGGUCUCGGGCCUUUGUAGUAUAUAUAUCCAAGGAAGCUGCAUCUCUGCCUUCCUGUGACCCAGGCCAGAAGUGCUCCUCACCCCCUAAGUGACCCACCCCUUAGGGCGUCUGGGCCAAAUCUGGCAGCCCCUGCUUGGGAUGAGAUUCAGGAGCACAAUGGCCAGGGUUAGAAAUGGUAGAGGAAAAGAGGAUACCUUCUCAAACUGAUAGACUUCCUGACUUCUUUCAACAGGUGUUGUUUUAAAUCAGCCAUGCAGAUAAAAAUUAGUUCCAUCUUUUUUCAAAGAAGUGGAACAGUAUAGAUCUUUGGCAGAUCCACAAAGAUUAUGUUCCCCCUUCUUACCCUUGCCACAAGUAAAUAUUCCUAAU
This is a messenger RNA of Physeter macrocephalus (sperm whale), 2622 nucleotides long. It is a transcript of the gene RNF169, whose product is annotated as ring finger protein 169. Gene Ontology annotation, biological process: double-strand break repair. The record is from RefSeq and is a predicted model, not a curated record. Lineage: Eukaryota; Metazoa; Chordata; Mammalia; Artiodactyla; Physeteridae. The transcript has 6 exons. Gene Ontology annotation, cellular component: site of double-strand break; nucleus. Gene Ontology annotation, molecular function: ubiquitin-protein transferase activity; nucleosome binding. Bases 1 to 2127 code for a protein of 708 amino acids.